Molecule: messenger RNA, 4994 nt
Organism: Linum trigynum
Lineage: Eukaryota; Viridiplantae; Streptophyta; Magnoliopsida; Malpighiales; Linaceae
Source: the annotation of a GenBank genome assembly
UCCCAACUUAUAAUUCUGUGUAGGACUGUGAUGCGGCGGAACGGGUUCAUAAAUCGGUUCGGAAUUCGAACGAUCGGUUCAGUUAAUUUUGAAACGAAAUUCGAACACCAACCUCAUCAUUUCUGAUUCGCAUAUUGUAUUAAUUUGUUUCAUACAAUUAAGAAUGUGGUUUGGUUCGGUUCGGUUCGGGUAAACCAAACAUGAUGUCCACCCCGACUUAUAUGUUCGUACCAUAUAUGGAGGGAAAAACCACAAAAAAUGUUGAUACUUGUAGGAGUAAGCAGCAUAAUUAAAAUCUUCAUAGGUCUCAGUGAAAAAACGACAAACAUAAUGUCAAGACACAAGAGACCUACAAAAUAAAACUACAUUGUCACGUAAAUACUGGUAAACGAAUUGAUAUCAUUGUUAUCAUUACCAGAAACACACUAUCACUAAUUCACUAUAAUUGUGUUACCAUGGAGACCUAGACCCUGAUAAUAUGUUUAUAUGAGGGAAAAUUGGAAUAAUAAGAAAGGCAAAUGUGAACUAAGUCAACGUGUGCUUCGAACGCCAAAAGUUUGGAAGAUCAGUUUUCCUCACUCGUGUGAAAAUGCAAGUACAAAUAGAAAACAUGAAGACACGAAAAUGAAAUUGACCAAAACAUGAAGACAUGUUUGUAAAAUGAAAGCAAAAAAUAACAAAGCUAGAAGAAGAGAGGGAGAAGAGAAGAGUGUGUGAAAUAGAAAGAAAAAUGAAAACCAAAAAUUGAAACAAAUCCAACAAAAAAAAAGCAAAAGUAAUAGCAGCGAAGGGAGGGAGAGCGAGAGUGCGAGCGAUCGAGGGAGCUAAGUCGAAGGCAAAGAGCGAGCUCAGACACAGAGAGGGAGGAAAGGAAAAGGGAAAACCCCGAGCUUCUGGGCUUUCUUCUCAAAUCCAAAAGGCCGAAAGAAAUAGGAAAAAAGUGGGAACUCUGAAUGCGCUCGAAAUAGAAAUUUUGAGGAAAGUAAUAAGAGGCGCGAAGAAGGAAGAAUCGAAGCUGGCAAAGAAGAAGAAAGAUUCGAGGAAGCCCCAAACUCAGUGAGCUCUUCGGAUUUCUUCUUCCCCGUGUCGCCCCCCGAAAUUUCGUGAACUGGGUUCAGGUUAGAUAGCUCAAAUCAAUCUCCAAGCUUCGAGCUUUUUUUUUUACUCUCUCUCAGUUUACUUCUCCUACUCUUCAUUGUGCUUUCUUCAAUUCGAAUUUUUUUUAUUGGGUUUCCCCCUUUUUUCAUCUCUUCAAUUCCUGCUCUGUUCGUAAUUCAAUCCUCCUAACUCAAUGAUCUCUGUUUCUCAACUUCAAAAUUUCCCCCAAUUCGAAGUUCGCUGCUUUUUUGAAUUUCGUGACAUUAGUUUCGUAGUGUGUGGUUUCUAAUGGGUGGGUUCUUAUGAUUUGGCGGUGCCUGCAGGUUUUCACUACAGUACGAGGGUGCCCAAAGUUUCAAACUUAGGGUUUUGAUUCAUUAUGCCUUAGGGAUUAUAUUUGGGUUGGUUGCGGGCCUCCCAUAACUUUGUUGUAAGUGGGUUUUGAUCUCUAGGGUUUUGGAUCUUUGCCAAGAUGAGAUUUGCUGUCGCAAUGUGCUGCUUGUGGGUUGGUAAAUUUGGAGUCAUUUGGAAGCGAAGGUAACUUACAUUUCGGAAUCUGCAUUUCUGGCACCACAGUGUAUGGUUUGUGAAUCUGCUUAUUCUGAGGUACAAAGGUCAAAGAGGAGGUUGUUGCUUCAUUUGUAUUGAAAUGAUACGAUGAUGGCAGUUGAAUUCGAAGUUGAUUGGCUGCAGCAAUAACAGUAGCAUCCACAACAGCUAUCUGGGGGAGUUUUAGGGUUUUUUCCCCAUCUGUUGAAUGUGGUAUUAAACUGUCUCUUGAGAAAUGCAGCUUCAACAGAGCUCCAGAAUUGAUUUGGUCGAACUAAAGACUCAGCUUGUGAAGAAGAUUGGGGCUGAGAGGUCAAAGAAGUAUUUCUUUAACUUAAAUAGGUUUCUUAGUCAGAGACAAAGUAAGAGUGACUUCGACAAGUCUUGUUUUCGGUUGCUUGGUAGGGAGAAUCUCCCUCUACACAACCAGCUAAUCCGUGGGAUUCUGAAGAAUGCAUGCCUGGCAAAGACCCCUCCGCCGCCAGCUUAUGAUGUGGGCCCCACAAAAUCUGCAACAAUUCAGACAGCAAAAAGUUCUCCUUCUGGCAGAGAGGAUGUUCACGAACAAAGUGGGGCCCUUCUCCCAAAUCAGGGUCAAAACGUUUCCAUUUGGUCAAAUGGUGUUUUGCCUGUAUCGCCACGGAAAAUUAGGUCAGGUACUACGCAUAGGAAGAUUAGAGAUCGGCCUAGCGCACUUGGAACAAAUGGAAAAGUCGAAUGUUUCCCACAUCAAUCCAUUGGUGCAGAAGAUGGCGGAAGUAAUAAGAUCGUUAUGGAGAAUGGGGCGUUCAGUCCAUGUGAUUACCAGAGACCUCUGCCUCAGCAACUUCAAGCAGUGGCCGAGCAACCUGAGAAUGGAAGGGAAGCCUUGAUCCAACGAUCCACUGAGAAACCAAUGACGCAUAGCAAAGACAGAAGGACCACAUUUAUUGAUGAGGGUGAAGAGGUCGAGCAAGCAAACCACUUGACCUUCUCUAGAAAUCAUGUCCAUGCACCACUUGGUCUUCCAUUUUGCCUGGCUAGUAGCAUUUCUGGUGGUACCCGCAAAGCUCCAGCAGCGUUAUGUUCUGAUGAUGAAUUUGGUAUUUGUUACAACAGCGGUGUCUUGUCUGAUACAGAGAUGCUGAGAAAACGCAUGGAGCAGAUUGCAGUUUCGCAGGGCCUUGGAGGGGUUUCAAUGGAAUGUGCAAAUAUGUUGAAUAACAUGUUAGAUGUGUACUUAAAGAGGAUGAUCAAGUCCUGUGUUGAAUUGGUUGGAGCAAGGGCUCCUCAGGACCAGAGAAAGCAGCAGGCAGGCCUCAAGCAGCAGUUUCUUCCGGGGAAAGUUGUCAAUGGAGUAUGGCCCAGUAGUAAUCACUUGCACAUGCAAAAUGCCAGUGGAUCCCUAGAAGUAAUGCAAGAACAACAAAGGCCACAAUGUUCGAUAUCUUUGCGUGAUUUCAAAGUCGCCAUGGAGUUAAAUCCGCAGCAACUUGGUGAAGAUUGGCCUUUACUACUGGAGAGAAUCUGCAUGCAGUCAUACGAGGAUUGAAGAAUUAAUCUUAAAGGAGGAUCUCUUUAUAUCAGCGUUGUUCAUUGAUCUGCCUGCCCGGUUCAAAAGCCUUGGCCACUGUUGUUGAACAUUAUCGACAUACACAGUUCUCUUAUUGCCUGAUUGAACCAAACGGCUCUCGUGCAGAUGAAGAUCUGCCCUUCGAAAUUUGAGCUUCUGGGUUUGACCCAAAUGUCUGUACUCUCUCCGGCUGCAGAUCCUGCACUGAUCGGGAUAUCAUUUGAUGGCGACUAAGCUAGGGAAACUCCAAAGUAGAAUGCCCAAUGGCUGGUUGCCUUUGUUGUACGAUAAGCAUUGGUGUUGGCUGUCUCUUGCCAUUGCAGAUCUCAAAGUUCUUUUGUAUAAUUUACAGCCAACAGUGAGAAAUCUAUGACAGUUUUGCAGGGAUACUCGUAUGUAGCUUGGUGAAAAGGUAAAUCCACUGGUGUAACAGCCCUUAGUGUUGCUCUUAUGUAUUUCUAAAGUCUCAGAAUUGAUUUGUUUUCGAUAUGAAUAAUACAUCGAUAUCCAGUGACCUCUUGACUUUUCCUUGGAAUUGAGCCUGAUGAUUCUUGAAGGAUAUCACUGAUAACUGAGUUUUGAUAUAAUGGAUAUCACUGACUAAACUGUUAAUUACCAUGCCCGCAUUUUUGUGCGAACGCAGUAAAGCUUACUACUUUAGCUUUUACCAUAACGACCCUCAGAGAAAUAGAUGGUUUCUCUUACUACAUGUGAUAUAAUUAAUGCCCAUCUCAAGGUUUAGUAAGAGACUGUCUUCACCAACUCUUGUUGAUGAUAUGGUACUAUAUAUAACCUGGAACUCAGAGGGAGUAAAAAAUUGUAGAAUUCAAAUUGGAAAACAGCACUCUUUAUAUAUUUGACUGUAAGUAUUCAUGUGUGCAUUUAAACUCUCUUAGUUGUUGAUUAACGGACUCCUUCAGAGCUUCAUACUCUAUAUACAAGAUACAUUUAAACUGGAUAUAACCUAACUGAUUUCAGCGUCAAUGCAUAUCUGAGCUCCAGGCAAACUCAAAUGUGGCUGAAGUCAACGCCAUUAGACUUACAUUGAUGUCUUAUUUCUGGAAAUCAUCAUGGAAGAUAAGUAAUUUGCCACGAACAAGUGGGCCUUUUGACCAAUCUGCUAUCUUAAGAUGCAGUACCACAUGCUUGCUAUAUAUUCAAGUAUCAGUAGAAGGUGAAGACCAAGAAUGAGAUGUCAACCUCUUUUGCGCAGGCAAGAUCAGAACAAUGCUCCUCCAUUGAAGAUUGACACGGAGUUUGUGAAAAUCUGGUACUUGAAAAAUGAUUCACUGGUACUCGAUGUAGGAGUAUGUUGUCAAGUCUUUGUAAGAUUGUGGUAGAAGUAACUUGUUAAUCGGAUCAGACAAUACCCUUUUCCUGUUUCUUGUGCUUGUUCAAAUGUCUUUUACACUUAUUGAUGUUUGAAACUGCCUCAUGUGUACUUAGUGCGCAGGAUGUUGAGAGUUGCAGUGAUGCCAAAUAUUUUUAUGCAGCUGCUUAUCCUUUGAAUAAAUCUGAAGAAAGUAAGAAAAUGAUUCGACAACUUGUUUGGGCUUGCUCAAACCAACAUUUUCUGCUGGUAUGAGUGUGUUGUUUAUCAAACAAGACUGUUAUUUGUUCGAAACUCACUGUCUCAUUUGGGUAAACACUUGUGAUGUAUUUUUCUUUCUUGGAGAUGCUCAAAAGGUGGAACAGGCAUACCGCCUCUUAAGGUAAUGCCUCAUCAUUCUCCCUUGAUGUUUGAUAAGGUACAAAGUCUUCGGCAUUGUUUUACAGAUAAAACUGUUUUUGAACA